GCACAGCCGCCGCACGGUAUGAAGCAUCUCGAAAGAACUGUCGUGAACUUUUGUGACCUCAAAUCCCUGCUCUCGAGAAAAUUCCUUCCGAGAGCCAAUCCGACUGAAAAUCCCCAAACACGGAUCAACCCUUACAAAACCCCACUACGGCCUCGAACCGAACCGGCUAAAAUCGACCUGAGAAGAACGGACUCGAGUGACGAAUUGACGACAGGAAGCACAGGAUCCGGCAGCAAGAUGUUCUUCUUCUUCGUAGGCGGCGUGGAGCAAGGGGCCGGGCGGGUCCUGAAGGAGGCGGCGGGGCGGUGCCUCCGGUGCGGCGGCGCGGCGGACCUGGUGGAGACGGAGAAGGUACUCAAGCUCUUCUUCGUCCCCGUCUGGCGGUGGCCCGGGAAGGACCCCGCCUACCUCUGCCGCGACUGCGGCCUCCUCGCGCCGGGCUCCCUCGGCGCGGAGCCGGGACCGGGACGCUCCUCGCUGCUGCUGCCCCGGGAGGCGAGGUGCGGCGCCUGCAGCCGCGCCGUCGAUCCGCAGUUCCGGUUCUGCCCCUUCUGCGGCUCCUCCCUCUGAAGAGAUUGCCGGUGGCGACUACAGAGCAGAGGUGACGACUGACGCCUGAGGUUUGCUCGUGUCGUGUGAAAACUAUAGUAUGUACUGUAUAUCAUCACAAAAUGGCAAACGAAAUAAAGGAAAUCAUCAGCACCGUUUCAUAUUUUUCUUUUUGUCACAUUGCCGAGUGGUUAGCUGCAUAGAAUUGCCGAGUGAUCAGUGGCUUCGAGUGUUGCACAUUUGUGUUUCAGUGUUUUGAGUCUGACAAA
Sorghum bicolor (sorghum) is the source of this 818-nucleotide messenger RNA. RefSeq lists its product as uncharacterized. NCBI's taxonomy places the organism in Eukaryota, Viridiplantae, Streptophyta, Magnoliopsida, Poales, Poaceae. The record is from RefSeq and is a predicted model, not a curated record. Bases 19 to 570 code for a protein of 183 amino acids. The transcript has a single exon.